Molecule: messenger RNA, 1506 nt
Organism: Porites lobata
Lineage: Eukaryota; Metazoa; Cnidaria; Anthozoa; Scleractinia; Poritidae
Source: the annotation of a GenBank genome assembly
UUUCCAAACGUGGAGGCUAAACGCGAAGAGCAAAGGAACUGUUUAAAACACGUAGUCAGCAGGAUAGAUGUCUUCGCAAUUUCACCGACUGGCUUUGGAAAAAGACUUAUUUUCCAGCUUUUUCCUCGAAUAAAGUGUGCGUUGGAAUGAAGGCAGGAUAGAAUGCCAUUUAGGCUUAUAGUACUUUGCGAAACGAAACGAAACGAAACGAAAUGGUACUUUGCGAAACGGUACUUUGCGAAAUGGUACUUUGCGAAACGGUACUUUGCGAAAUGGUACUUUGCGAAACGGUACUUUGCGAAACGGUUACAACACAAUGCUUCAUCACACCUUAUCUAGAGUACCUAGAAUUCCACUGAAAGCUGAAGAUUUGUAAAGAUAAACCUGGAGCAAAUUUCCUCGUUAAGUCUGUUUCCUAAGAGCAGCAUCUAUUACCAGACGCCAUCUUGGAUUUAGGUGACUUGAAUGUUGUGUAUAAACCAUUUUAGUGUCCUCUGUGUAACACGUGUAAAUUUUGCGGGCGCAUCUUUCACACGCAAACAUGUAAAAAGAGCGUUUCAGAGCGUUUUUCUUGUAAAUUUGUUUCUUAGUUACUAUGAGUACCAUAUAUGAAUUACAAUUAAAGCAAAUCAAACAAAAAAAUUGAUUUUGGUAAUUUGCGAAAUGAUACUUUGCGAAAUGUUUGUCUUUCUUUCGUCACGCGAGGCAUUGCGUGAGAAAUUUUCCCGCGCUCUGGGGUCAUGCAUGUGAGACCGACGUCUGCCCAUGUGCUAGCAAACAUUAUUUACAACAGUGUUCCUCAGCGCUUCUUAUUUUGAAGCCCAGCAUGGCUUUCAACAUACCUCUUCGCGACAUGUCUGCGUGUGAAAGAUGCGCCCGCAAAAUUAACACGUGUUACAAAGAUGACACUAAAAUAGUUCAUACACAACGUUCCAAGUCACCUAAAUCCAAGAUGGCGUCUGGUAAUACAUUGCUCUUUGGAAACAAAUCUUAAGCUUUCAGUAGCAUUCUAGGUACUAGAGAUAAGGUGUGAUGAAGCAUUCUAGGCUGCUAAUUUUCAGGAUUUGGUCGCCAACGCGAAAAAUUUGGGCGCAUUGGCGCUUGUGUAACCGUUUCGCAAAGUACCGUUUCGCAAAGUACCAUUUCGCAAAGUACCAUUUCGCAAAGUACCAUUUCGCAAAGUACCGUUUCGCAAAGUACCAUUUCGCAAAGUACCGUUUCGUUUCGUUUCGUUUCGUUUCGCAAAGUACUAUAAGCCUGCCAUUUACGAUUGUUUUGGUAACUCCGUUGAUUGCCAUCAUGAAAAACCAAGUGGAACAUUUGAACAAAAUCAGAGUAGCGGCGGCAAUGAUGGGAUAAGAUGUGGAUGAAGCCGUUAAAAGUAGAAGCUGUGAAAUUGUAUGAUCCUUAAAAAUUCACUCAAAGGCGUACUGCAGUCACAAAUCGUGGUUGUCUAAGGAAUGGACAAAAGGACUUCAAAAGGAAAGCUUGGAAAGCAAGUUGUAG